Amoebophrya sp. A120 is the source of this 453-nucleotide messenger RNA. Lineage: Eukaryota; Dinophyceae; Syndiniales; Amoebophryaceae. The record is from the annotation of a GenBank genome assembly.
CCUAGCGUUAUCGUGUUUGUACCGUCGUAGUCUAUCGAGAGCGUCGGUAGAUGGUCCGCCAGGAGGGUACGAGGACAAGAGUAAAGGGCCCAAUAGAGAGGCCUACACACAGAGGAGGCUACUGCUAUGCUGUUGAUGCCGAUGGAGGAUGUUUGGUGCUUGAUGGUGAUGAUGUGGCCAUGCUGUUUGUGCACUAGUUUGGGUCUAUUCUAUUACUAUUGUGAUCGAUCUGCCCCACGCGGAUGUGGGUUGCUUAGCCGGUGGGGGCCUGUGUUCCAUCGUCUCCCCCCACCGGAUUUAACAUGGUGCCGCAACCCGCGCUGCAACGUGCGGGGACCCUAUUCACGACGGUGCUGCGCUUUUUCUUCGCCCGGGUUUCGAGUGCGGCAGGCGGGAAUCUUGGCGGGAACGGCGGCGCAGCACGCGAUAGCGUGGAUUUUUCAUCAGCAAUAA